Molecule: messenger RNA, 5052 nt
Organism: Daldinia childiae
Lineage: Eukaryota; Fungi; Ascomycota; Sordariomycetes; Xylariales; Hypoxylaceae
Product: E3 ubiquitin-protein ligase SNT2
Exons: 5
Coding region: 1-5052 (1683 amino acids)
Biological process (GO): histone catabolic process
Cellular component (GO): Lid2 complex
Molecular function (GO): chromatin binding; ubiquitin-protein transferase activity
Source: RefSeq, a predicted model, not a curated record
AUGGCGCAGAAGUCCAGCGACACCGAUGACCAGCCCAAUCCUUCGUCAUCUUCGACUAAGGACCUGACAGACUCCGGCUCCACGCACAACAACACACCUACACCAGCACAACCCCCAAAGCUCGCCAACAACAAGGUCUCUGUGGAUAAUGCGGCAGUAUCCCAACCAAUGACGAAGUCAACCUCGUCGGGGUCAAACCCGUCGGGCAAGGAGGCUAUGUCAGGCCCAUCUCCUUACGGCACGCGUUCCCGCAAUCGGGGUCAAGCGCGCCCGAACUACGCAGAGGACAAAGAUAUGGACGUGGACAUGUACGAUGCUUACGCAGACAAAAAAGAUGAAGAAUCUAAAAAAUCCUCGCGACAGGUCGGUGCAGCUGCGAAUGGUACCAGCGAUGCACCCAAAGGCGCGAACUCGACAUCACGCAAGGGUGCAGCACCAGAGGAUGGCAAGGCUAGUAAUGGUUCGCAUAAUACAGUGAAGGAUUCGCAUCCGACGAGCAGCGCGACUACAAAUGGUUCGUCCGCCACGGCAUCUACUACUUCAUCCAAAAAACGAAAGGCACCCGCGCAAUCGGUCGCGAACAAUGCGCACAGCAAUGGCAGCACCCCGGCACCGGCUGGUCCUAACGCGACGAAACGAGGUGCUACACACGCGACAGCUAUUACAACUACACAAAAUACUGCGGGAUAUAAAGUGACGAAUAUGCUUUGUUUUGAGAAAUGCGGUGCAAUCCCGAAGGACGGGAAGAUGGUGGCAGAUGAUGGAACAGUAUUGGAAGCGAACGAUCAUGUAUAUCUUGUAUGCGAACCUCCAGGAGAACCGUAUUAUUUAGGACGUAUCAUGGAGUUCUUACACGUUCAAAAUGAUGUUACAAAGGGCGUGGAUGCGUUGCGGAUCAAUUGGUACUACCGACCAAAGGACAUUGGUAAAAAGGUCAAUGAUACCAGACUGGUCUUCGCCACUAUGCAUUCGGACAUUAGUCCGUUAACCGCAUUGCGCGGCAAGUGUCAAAUCCGCCACAAGGCCGAAAUUGACGACAUGGAGACUUACCGAAAAACUCCCGACUGUUUUUGGUAUGAGAAGCUGUACGAUCGUUAUAUUCAGAAGAAUUACGAUGUAAUUCCUUGUUUUCAGAUCGUCAACGUACCUGAGAGGGUUAAGAAGGUGUUGGACGAGCGCUGGAAGUAUAUUUUGGUGGAGCAGGGUCGGUCUAAGGAAUUUACUAGUGCCGUUAAGCUGUGUAAGAGAUGUAGUGGGUAUUGUGCAAGCAACGAUUCUGUCGACUGUGCAGUAUGUCAGCAGACGUAUCAUAUGAACUGUGUUCGUCCGCCUCUACUAAAAAAACCAUCACGUGGCUUUGCUUGGGCUUGCGCCGCAUGCAGUCGUGCCCAGGAGAGAAAGCUCGAGGCCCGACAUACGCCAAGCCUACUUGAUCCGCAUCUAGAGGCAGAAGAAGAAGAGCCUUGGGAAGAUGAUGAGGAUGCUAUCGAUACUAAUCGCACGAGCCCUGCUGAUGGUAUCGAUGACUCUCACCAACCUGCAACAGCAGAGCAGAUAUAUCACGCGAGCUUAUGGCCCUACCGGUACCUGGGGCAACACUGCAAGCCUGAAGAUGCACUGGAUUACGAUGACCGCAUAUAUCCCAGAGCCGGAUCUCGCUUAGGACCCAAGCAUCAGGCAACUGUCCUUCCUUGGUAUGGCCGUCCAGUCAAGCUAGUAAAACCUCUCGAGAUCAAGAAAUCGGGUAAGAAAGACGGCAAGCAAUCGAAGGAAGCCCUUGCAGCCCUCGAGGCGGAGAAGGCCCGUCGAGAAAAGCGGCCAAGAUGGAUUCAGGACGAACCCCCAGGAUACGUGGCGAGGGGGGAAGAUUACGAUAAUGACGACCCGAAUAACACGGCGCAGUUAUUGUGGAAACCUCUGGAUGCGGUUGAAACGUCAACUACGGAAUCCCAGCUUGACGAUUAUAUGGCCACCGCCAAGUCGAAACUAGUUCCUAUGUUCAAUCUUCCAAAGGAGUCGACGAACCUUAAAGAUGUAGCCAUCAAUACCCUCUUCAAAAAUGACUACGACAUAACCAAGGCCUUAAAAGCGUUGUUAAAAGUCGAUAGGUCCAUUUUUAAAGAGCCCGAGCUUACAACCGCUGAACUAAAAAAGUUCGAAGAAGGCGUGACCAAGUUUGGUUCCGAACUUUAUCCCAUUACGAAACUCAUCAAAACAGUCAAGCAUUCGCAAAUUGUCCGUUUCUACUAUACGUGGAAGAAAACUGACAAAGGGAAACAAAUAUGGGGUAAUUUCUCUGGCAGGAAGGGCAAGAAGGAGGCGAAGAAGGCCGAAGCGACGGCCAAUAAACUCCAAGAUGACGUUGCUGACGACCAGGAUGAUUCAGCGUUUGAUACCGAAAAGGCCGUCAAGCUGAAGAGGAGCUUCAUAUGCAAGUUUUGCUCUACCAAGAACUCCCGACAGUGGCGCCGGGCGCCUAACAGUGCGUCCGGUCUAGUAAUAGAGGGAGGCGGUAAACAUGCAAACAAGGACAAAGGAAUACAGUAUGUCGGAGCAUUAUGUAGGAGAUGUGCAGAGCUAUGGCGGCGAUAUGCUAUUCAGUGGGAAGAUAUGGAGGACCUUGCCAAGAAGGUUGCAGCAGCUGGUGGCCGCUCCUGGAAGCGGAGGGUCGAUGAGGAGCUGCUCAAGGAGAUUAUGGCGGCAAACGAAAUGAUGAGUCUGACAGUCUACAACAAACCGAAUGGGACACCAUCAACAACACAGCCUGCUGCGACAGCGACACCUGCCCCGCAACCUAGCGGUAGUGAACCACCACCACGCAAGAAACUCAAGACGAUUGCGGACAAAGAAGCAGAGGUUAAUGGCUCGGAUCCCGGCGUUGUCUCGACUCAUACUCAUUCGAAGAAGAAAGAAAAGGCGGUAGAGAAGCCCGCACCGCCACCCCCAGCCCCUGAACUACCAAAACCUCGCACUUUGCCUUGCGCUAUAUGCCACCAGAUGGCCCCGACGGGCGAGCAAGCUCAUCUCUCUUGCAAGGAGUGCCGGCUCACCGUUCAUCGCAAGUGCUAUGGUGUUAUCGACAAUCGACUUCCGGGCAAGUGGACCUGCGAUAUGUGCCUGAAUGAUAAAAAUCCUCAGGUUUCCAUAGAUUAUAAAUGUGUCCUAUGCCCGGUAGAAUUCACAGAACACGACUUUAUUGAACCACCGAAAAACACGCACAAGAAGAAGACCGAGAAGGAGAAGGAGAAGGAGCGCCUUGAUCGUGAUCUCGCGCAGAAGGCCGUAGAGUAUUAUCGCAAAAAGCAAGAGGAGAUGAAUCGCCCCGUGAACCCUAGGGAGCCUCUAAAAAGGACAGCAGACAACAAUUGGGUCCAUGUCACUUGUGCGGUGUGGAUGCCCGAAGUCAAGUUCGGCAAUGCCCUUGCCCUAGGUCCGUCAGAAGGUAUACCAUUGAUACCACGUAGUAGAUUUGACGAAGUUUGCAAGGUGUGCAAGCAAAAAGGUGGCGCGUGUGUAGCCUGCCAUCAAUGCCGCGCUCCUGUCCACGUGGAAUGUGCCCAUCAAAAUGGGUACCUGCUUGGCUUCGAGAUUACGCCCGUGAAAGGCUCCAGACGAGAUCAGCACAAUCUUGUCACUAUCGGAGGAGAAACGGGGAUAAUGUCAGCAGCCGUCUGGUGUAAGGAGCAUAUUCCUCAAAAAAGCGUGGUUCAUCGCAUGCACGACCCUGUACCUCAGCCUGAGAGCCAAAGCAAGGAUGCACAACUUGCGAACGCCCUGCAGCUCUACGUGCAUAACUACAAGCAGGCAGACCUUACCCUAACGGGUAAUGUUCGCAAGGCGAACCUGGCUAAUCUUGCCGCCACCAAGACACCUACCGUUACAACGCAAACGAACCCAAAUAGGAGGCAAUCCACUACAAACGUUUCCAGUUCGGCAACAACAGGUCAGAGAGCGUCUCCGGUCGAUGGUGUGGUCGAUGCAGCAUCCAUCAACCCUCAGUGCGGCGAUAAAGUCUGCAUAACUUGUGGCAUUGACGUGAGCCCAAAGUGGUGGCCUAUCGACAAGGGCCAAGAAAAAGUCUUGACAAAUGGAUAUACCGGCUCUCUUAGCAGUGAGGCGCUGAGGUUUGUAGCUCAGCGGAGCGUCCAAUGUCAUAAGUGCAAGAGGAGUAAUCGAAAACUUACACCCCAUAACCCGCCAAGAACGGACGGGCCAGCAUCAAAUGAACCAACACGGGUCGCUCUGCCUCCUUCAAUUCCCACUACUGUAACAAAUCAUCCACCACACGUAUCUCACACUAUGAACAGGCUCGUGGACCUAGGGAAUUCGUGGGGACCACGAGGUCCUACAGCACAAGGAACGACAUCUACGGUUGCCCCGGCGAUCGCUGCACCACCGUUACAUCCUCCACCUGCAGCUGUCCCUCCACCUUUGCCGCUGACCGCUUCCCACGCUGGAACGAGUCCAAUGGUAGCUCCGGGCGGCCCACCAGUGCCUGCACACCAUUAUCCUCCUCCCAGUGCUCCUUAUGGAGAGUGGCAUCGUAGCCCGCCUCAGCAUCCACCUACCCUUCAUCAGAUGAAUGGCGGCUCUAGUGGACCAAACCCGAUCCAUCAUAAUCAUCUCCGCGACCUCCGGCCUCCGCCGAUAGCUCCAAUGUCCCAUCACCAGGGACCACAGCUUCAGCAUGGGCUUGGCCAAGCUAUGGUAAAUGGGAUCCCUCCCUCUCCACCUCCGCCUCGACGCGGUCCUGGCCCGGUUCAGAAUGGCACUUCUCCUUAUAUGCCAUCCUACCAUUCGGCGCAUAACUCGCACCACGGCCUCACGAAUGGCAGUCCUCCGCCCCGCACUUCAGAGCAUUCGUUUUCCCAAGGUAUGCUUGGAUCGCGAUCACCAUUUUUAAAUCCGCAUGGGAGUCCUCCGAUUUCCCGAGAUGGGAUCUCGAUGAGUCGUGAACCAAGUCUAAGCAACAAUAUACCUUCAAGGUCCAACGAUAGUCGCCCUGCAAGCGGGGCCAGCGCCAACGCGUCGCUGCGCAACCUUCUGUCGUGA